Molecule: messenger RNA, 1647 nt
Organism: Chenopodium quinoa (quinoa)
Lineage: Eukaryota; Viridiplantae; Streptophyta; Magnoliopsida; Caryophyllales; Amaranthaceae
Product: disease resistance protein RGA2-like
Exons: 2
Coding region: 1-1647 (548 amino acids)
Source: RefSeq, a predicted model, not a curated record
AUGGCUGAACUCGUAUCAGUUAUUGUGGAAAGACUAGGUUCCGGAGCAUACAAAGAAAUCUUGUUUGCAAAGGAUCUGGAUUCCCACAUCAAAAGGCUCCAGGAACUUAAGACUACCAUUGAAGCUACAUUUAUUGAUGCUGCUUCCUUGGAGUCUUGGAGACACUUACAUGCUAGGGGAUUUAACAGAACGUAUAAGAUGGCAGAUUCAGACACGCGUGAAUUUGAUGAACAAGUUCAUCAUCUGUCUUUUGGUGGUACAAUAUCAGAAUCUUGGGAAGUCCCUUCCUCGCUAUUCAGAAUUGAGCAUCUACAAUCAUUCCUUUUGGCAGUGUCUAGGCACUGUAAAUUGACACUAAAGAAUUUGUCAAUCAAUGAUAGAUCAAUUUUGAGACUUAAAUCUUUGAGGGUAUUGGACCUGCAUAGGCUGGGGUUAAAGAUUGUGCCAAGAUCUCUUGGUGAGCUGCAGUGCUUGCGUUAUCUCAACUUGUCAUACAAUCCUAUGGUUAAACUCCCCAAUUCAAUCACAAGGCUUGUGAAUUUGUUGUCACUUGAUUUGUUUGGCUGCUACAAACUUGAAGAGUUGCCCAAAAACAUGAGUAGGUUGGUUAAGUUGAGACAUCUCAAAGUCGGAUAUUGUAAUGCAUUGAGUCAUAUACCCAAGGGGUUGGGGAACUUGACAGAUCUUCGAAGACUAGACAUGUUCAUACAAGGGGAGCAGAAUUCAGAAAACGGAUCAAAGGCCAACAGUGUCGGCGAGUUAGCAGAGCUACAUCGCCUGAAUAAUCUAAUGGGAAAGUUAACAAUACGUGUCAUUGGGAGGUCAAUGGAUACAGUUUCGGAAGCUAAGACAGCAAACUUGAAGAGUAAAGAUAAGCUUUUAGGCUUGGAUUUAGAGUUCAUUGGUGGUAGCCUAAAACAUGACGAAAUAGUUAUAGAAGGCCUCCAACCCAAUUCUAAUUUAAAAGAACUGUUGAUAUAUGGUUAUGCAGGAGAGAGGUUACCAAGCUGGAUGAUGGAUCGCCUUCACUUUUGGCUUCCGAAUCUUGUUAGCAUUUGGAUACUCCAGUGCGAAGGCUGCAGAUACCUUUGCUCCUUUGGGAGGCUUCCUCAUCUUAAAUAUCUGAAUCUUUUAGAUUUAGACAAUGUUGAGUAUAUUGAGAAAACUUGUGCUGGGAGCAAUGAAAGUAAUAACGACAUUGUGUAUAAGCACCAUGCUCCCUUAUUUCCAUCACUCGAGUAUCUCUGGCUUCGGAACAUGCCUAAAUUAAAGGGAUGGAAGAGAAUUAUUUCAAAUAGUGAAGCAGAUUCAAGACAACCCAUCCAGAAUAAUCUCUUUGAGCGAAAACUGGCAUUCCCCAGAUUGAAGCAUAUGCAGGUCGACAAAAUGGAGUGGAUAUUAUUAAUCACAGGGGAGUUUAGAGGUUUUUCCUUGGAACAGCUAACAGUAAGCAGAUGUGAAGACCUCAAUGCCAUACCAGAGUGGACAACCAACCUUUCUAGCUUGAAGACGCUUACACUUGAAAAUUGCUCUAAGAAGCUAGAGGAGAGGUGCUUGAAGCCAACAGGCGAAGACUGGCCCAAAAUCCAGCAUAUCCCUAGUAUACGCAUCUUCGGGACUGGGUCAUGUUUUCCGCUUGAGUACUAA